AUGGAAAUCGAAUAUAAAGCUGAUCCAAAUGAAAUAUUUUUACUUGCACCAAACUCAAAAAUGUUGAAAGUAAACAGAGCUUUGCAAGUAUCGGGUCAUUACAAAUUGAAGCUCGCUGCCUUAGAUCUCCUUGAUGACCAUGUCUCAAAUAAAGAUUUAUUAUCAGAUUUAAGACACAACCAAUAUGCUUCAGCUAUUAACUACCAAUUAAAUCUUGCUCUCAAGUGCCAUGGUAGUGUAAAAUAUUUAAAUAGUGUUAAGGAUAAAGCCAGCUCUUUAUUAACUAAAAUGAUUAUCAAAGAAUGGGGAAGUUCAGAUGCUACCGCAGAAAACCGUAAAUUCAUCUCUGAUAGCCUCAAAUUAAUUGUAGACCCAAUUACCUUUCCAGAAAAAUACUGUUGGGGAGAAGUUAAAGAUUCCAUUAUUAUCUUGGGUAAAUUCUCUCAAAUCAAAAAUGAAUCAAUUUCCGAAUUUUGUUCAAAUGAUUUCAGAGAUUUCUUUGAUAAAAUAUUUUUACUAUUAUUCAAUUUCCUUGAUUUUAUAGUUUCAAAUAAAGAUAGAAUAAUCAAGGAAUCAAUCUAUUUCGAUUAUGUUGAAGAAACUGAAAAAAGCAUUUCUUUACUCUUUGAUUUAGUAAGUGAUGAUUGUCGUUUAUACCAUAUGGUUCAUAUCAUCGCAAUUCUUGAAGAUUUAGAUCAACUUUCUCCAUCAUUCAAGAACUAUUUUAAAUCAAAGUCUAGAAGUCUCAAAGCAGAGCAACCCGCAAUAGUUUUUGAAGGCUUUCAUAAAUCAAAAAGAGAAAAUAACAAGCCCGAAACUAGCAGAUCUUCAUUUGUCUCAUACCUUGAGAUGGUUAAUAAAGCAUCAAAUGACUCAAAGCUUCGAUAUAGAAAUGAAUGGAAAAAUAUCGAACCAUUAGCAAUCCAGGUAUCAGAAUUAAUUUCUAAAGCACCAUUGCCAGCCCCUAAUGGCUUAUAUUGUAACAAAAUUUUAUGGUGUUUAGAAGUAGCAAGAAAAAAAGCAACACCAUUGAUACAACUUGAACUAACUGCAUAUAAUAAAUUCGUUUUUGAAAUACCUGCAGCGAUCAAUGCCAAUGUUGAAGCAAUAAUAACUAAACCCUUAAGUCAUCUUUUAAUUGUAAAACCUGUAUAUAAUUGA
Messenger RNA from Dictyostelium purpureum, 1161 nucleotides. RefSeq lists its product as uncharacterized. The record is from RefSeq and is a predicted model, not a curated record. Lineage: Eukaryota; Evosea; Eumycetozoa; Dictyosteliales; Dictyosteliaceae. The transcript has 2 exons. Bases 1 to 1161 code for a protein of 386 amino acids.